UAAAGAUGGCGGGGCCCCGGCCCCGCCUUCCUCGCGAGCCGCGCAGUCCGCGCGGUUGCGGGACCGCCGCGGAGGCCUGGGACACGGGUUUCUGUGAUUGGCGGAGGGCGUGGCUGGGCCGUCACGUGGCUCGGGGCGCGUUUGUUUGCGGAAGUAGGAGGAAGUAGAAGUGCUGAGUAAGCCUAGAUUUCACCGUGCCUGCUGCCCACCAUGUGCCCUCCUUCACUAUGGCCUUGUGACCCGAGUAUCCCAAAUCCCUAAUCCUGUGUACCUACUGCUCCCACGGAUGACUUGGACGCUGACUGCAGGGGCCAGCAGUGGGGCCUCCCCACCUACCCCACAGAAGAUGCAGUUCUUCGGCCGCCUGGCCAGUACCCUCAGUAACGUCACCAGCUUGUUCUCUAAUCCAUUCCGGGUGAAGGAGGUGGCUAUGGCAGACUACAACUCGAGUGGCCAGGUUCGGGAGGAAGGGCAGCUGAUCCUGUUCCAGAACAGCCCCAGUCGCACCUGGGACUGCGUCCUGGUCAACCCCAGGGACUUACAGAGUGGAUUCCGACUCUUCCAGCUAGAGGUGGAGGCCAGUGCCCUCAGGAGCUUCCAGCAGUAUUCUUCCCAGUUGCCACCCUUCUACGAGAGCUCCACCCACGUCUUGAACACUGAGGUCCUGCAGCAGCUGACCGACCUCAUCCGCAACCACCCCAGCUGGUCAGUGGCCCACUUGGCCGUGGAGUUGGGGAUCCGAGAGUGCUUCCAUCACAGCCGCAUUAUCAGCUGCGCCAACAGCAGGGAGACUGAGGAGGGCUGUACGCCCCUGCACCUGGCCUGCCGCAAGGGUGACUGGGAGAUCCUGCUGGAGCUGGUGCAGUACUGCCACGCCCAGAUGGAUGUCACCGACAACAACGGAGAAACCGCCUUUCAUUACGCUGUCCAGGGUGACAAUUCCCAGGUGCUGCAGCUCCUAGGGAAGAAUGCGUCGUCUGGCCUGAACCAGGUGAACGACCAAGGGCAGACCCCGCUGCACCUGGCCUGCCAGAUGGGGAAGCAGGAGAUGGUCCGCGUGCUGCUGCUGUGCAAUGCUCGGUGCAACGUCAUGGGGGUCACUGGCUACCCCAUCCACACGGCCAUGAAGUUCUCCCAAAAGGCGUGUGCUGAAAUGAUCAUCAGCACGGACAGAAAACAGAUCCACAGCAAAGACCCCUGCUACGGAGCCAGCCCCCUCCACUGGGCCAAGAAUGCAGAGAUGGCCCGCAUGCUGCUGAAACAGGGCUGCGACGUGAACAGCACCAGCUCCAUGGGAAACACAGCCCUGCAUGUGGCCGUGAUGCGCAACCGCUUUGACUGCGUCGUGGCGUUGCUGACCUACGGGGCCAACGCUGAUGCCCGGGGAGAGCACGGCAACACCCCGCUACACCUGGCCAUGUCGCAGAAAGACAAUGUGGAGAUGAUCAAGGCCCUCAUUGUGUUUGGGGCAGAGGUGGACACCCCAAAUGACUUUGGAGAGACUCCUGCAUUCAUAGCCUCCAAGAUCAGCAAACUUGUCACCAGGAAGGCGCUCUUAACACUGCUGAGAGCCGUGGGGGCCGACCACCAAGGGGCCCCCUCGGAGCAGGGCCCCGCAGCAGCACCGCAUUCCUACUUGUCCCCGGGAACAUCUCAGCCCCCACCGAUCUGCUUAAACAGCCUAGAGCUGCAGGACCUCGUGCAGAUCUCCCGGGCUCGGAAGCCAGCAUUCAUCCUGAGCUCCUUGAGGGAUGAGAAGCGGACCCACGAACACCUUCUCUGCCUGGACGGAGGGGGAGUGAAAGGCCUCAUCAUCAUCCAGCUCCUCAUCGCCAUCGAGAAGGCCUCGGGCGUCGCCACCAAGGACCUCUUUGACUGGGUGGCGGGCACCAGCACCGGGGGCAUCCUGGCCCUGGCCAUUCUGCACAGCAAGUCCAUGGCCUACAUGCGUGGCGUGUACUUCCGCAUGAAGGAUGAGGUGUUCCGGGGCUCGCGUCCCUACGAGUCGGGGCCCCUGGAGGAGUUCCUGAAGCGGGAGUUUGGGGAGCACACCAAGAUGACAGACGUCACGAAACCCAAGGUGAUGCUGACAGGGACACUGUCUGACCGGCAGCCUGCGGAACUCCACCUCUUCCGGAACUAUGAGGCUCCGGAGUCUGUACAGGAGCCUCGCUUCAGCCAGAACAUUAACCUAAAGCCUCCAACGCAGCCCUCAGAGCAGCUGGUGUGGCGGGCAGCCCGGAGCAGUGGGGCCGCCCCCACCUACUUCCGGCCUAAUGGGCGCUUCCUGGAUGGCGGGCUGCUGGCCAACAACCCCACACUGGAUGCCAUGACCGAGAUCCAUGAAUACAACCAGGACAUGAUCCGCAAGGGUCAGGGCAACAAGGUGAAGAAACUCUCCAUUGUCGUCUCUCUGGGGACGGGGAAGUCCCCGCAGGUGCCGGUGACCUGUGUGGAUGUCUUCCGUCCCAGUAACCCCUGGGAACUGGCCAAGACAGUGUUUGGGGCCAAGGAACUGGGCAAGAUGGUGGUGGACUGUUGCACAGACCCGGAUGGGCGCGCCGUGAACCGGGCCCGGGCCUGGUGUGAGAUGGUCGGCAUCCAGUACUUCAGACUGAACCCCCAGCUGGGGGUGGACAUCAUGCUGGAUGAGGUCAGCGACACGGUGCUGGUCGGCGCCCUCUGGGAGACUGAGGUCUACAUCUAUGAGCACCGGGAGCAGUUCCAGAAGCUCAUCCAGCUGUUGCUCUCACCAUGAGGCCACCAGGCCCCAGCUGCCCCCAGUCACCCCACCCACCCAGUCCCAGCUGGGGAGGCCAGGCGUGGCCCUGCCACUACACCGAUGGGCAGAGCACGGCCUAGGCACCCGUGCAGACUGGGCCUCAUAGGGCAGGAGGCUGGUCCUGGAGGCCUCUCUCCCCUCUACCCUUGCCUUGUGUCACUCUGUCAUUCUGGGGUUAGAAAGCCUAGAGCCUCACUUGGGCCCUUUCGCAGCUGCCAAGGAUAACUGACUCUCGGGCCCCUCACCUGGUCAGCUCGAACACUAGGUUGCCUGGUGUGUCCCAGAGGAUCCUCAGCAAUUCCAGGUACCCUGGAGGGGGCGGCAGUGACCCCUUCUGCCCUCUGUCCUCAUCUUUAGGGCUUGAGCUAGAGAAACCAGCUGUCACCCAGCCCACAGUAAGGGAAACCCAGGCUCCAGGAAUGGGGUGCCCCAUUUGACUUUGCCCCUCAACACACACCCAGCCACCUGCACCCCUCAGAGCCACCCCACCCGGUGUGAUCUCCUCAUCUCUCAAAGGUCACUGCUGGGACCUCACAUUAUUUUUCCAGACAGGAAGUUGGCUGUGCAUGGGAGGGGCCCCAGGGGCUGCCGCAAACUGUGAAAUAAACGGAUUCCAGUUCA
This is a messenger RNA of Manis pentadactyla (Chinese pangolin), 3403 nucleotides long. RefSeq names its product phospholipase A2 group VI (gene PLA2G6). Gene Ontology annotation, molecular function: protein binding. Gene Ontology annotation, biological process: positive regulation of ceramide biosynthetic process; cardiolipin acyl-chain remodeling. Bases 287 to 2758 code for a protein of 823 amino acids. The transcript has 18 exons. The record is from RefSeq and is a predicted model, not a curated record. Lineage: Eukaryota; Metazoa; Chordata; Mammalia; Pholidota; Manidae. Gene Ontology annotation, cellular component: mitochondrion.